CGGGGUUGGGCCAGAGCAGCCCAAGAUGGCCGACUUCGAGGAUCGGGUGUCGGAUGAGGAGAAGGUGCGCAUAGCUGCCAAGUUCAUCACUCACGCACCCCCGGGGGAAUUUAAUGAAGUGUUUAAUGAUGUCCGGUUACUGCUUAACAAUGACAAUCUCCUCAGGGAAGGGGCAGCACAUGCAUUUGCCCAGUAUAACAUGGAUCAGUUCACUCCUGUGAAAAUAGAAGGAUAUGAUGAUCAGGUAUUAAUUACUGAACAUGGAGACCUGGGUAGUGGCAGAUUUCUAGACCCAAGGAACAAAGUUUCUUUUAAGUUCGAUCACUUACGGAAAGAAGCAAGCGACCCUCAGCCAGAUGACGUAGAUGGAAGUCUGAAAUCCUGGCGAGAAUCCUGUGAUAGUGCACUAAGGGCCUACGUGAAAGAUCAUUAUUCCAACGGCUUCUGUACUGUUUAUGCUAAAACUAUAGACGGGCAGCAGACUAUUAUCGCCUGUAUUGAGAGCCAUCAAUUUCAGCCUAAAAAUUUCUGGAAUGGCCGUUGGAGGUCAGAGUGGAAGUUUACCAUCACACAGCCUACAGCUCAGGUGGUUGGAGUGCUCAAGAUUCAGGUUCAUUACUAUGAAGAUGGCAACGUUCAGUUGGUCAGUCACAAAGACAUACAAGAUACAAUAACGGUUUCGAGUGAUGUCCAAACUGCCAAGGAAUUCAUUAAAAUCAUAGAGCAGGCAGAAAAUGAGUACCAGACCGCAAUUAGUGAAAACUAUCAGACAAUGUCAGACACCACAUUCAAGGCCUUGCGCCGGCAGCUUCCGGUCACCCGCACCAAGAUCGACUGGAACAAGAUACUCAGCUACAAGAUUGGCAAAGAAAUGCAAAAUGCUUGAGGGCGAAUGUGAGAUUGAUCAGUUGUUAGUGUGCAAAAAAAAAAAAAAAACCCCAACAAAAAAAAAUUUUAAGUGUGGUCCUAUAAUGAGUACGUGGUUUAUAAUAAGCACGAUAUUUUGCUAGGGCUUUCAAAGUUAAAAGGUUUUGUAGCCUCAUGGAAUACUGUUGAACCAUAGCAUUCAUAGUCUUGGUGUUUUGUGUUCACUGUCUAAAACUCCCUGCUGUGACUGUAUUUACUGUAGAUUUUUUUUUUUUAAUUCAGCCACAAUUAACAAUGAAAGGAGAGACCUGUCCUGGAGUCAUUGUAACUAUACUGGCCAUUAAGGACCCGCUAGCCAUUGAAAGCCCUCAUAAAUAUAGGCAGGUAACGUUUGAUUACUCUCCUGGCCCUACCGUGAUAGCACUUCUGGUACUCCAGUGAUUUUUACCUAUCAUCCAAGAGCUAAAGGCGCUAUGCUGCAAAAUAUAUCUAAGUGCAAGAGAUGAUGCAUUCUUCCCCUUCUGCUAAUCUCCACCUAAUGGCAUUCUAUAGAUGUAGAUUUUAAAAUAUUUGGAAUGGGGUUUACAAAGGGACUUUGGCAGAGAAAAGUUUUUUCCCAGAAAUUCCACAAUGUCCAUCUUUAUCUGGGGAAUUUCAUUUUUUAAAUCCAAAGACUUAAACCACAUUCCCUCUAAGUGAAUUUCUUUGCUUCCCCACCCCAUCUUUCCCAAUCCCCAGUAAUAUGGUUGUUGUAGGCAUCUGCAUUUUUACAAGAUAGUUAUCCAUUUAUGUAUUUUUUUAUAUUCAAGCGCUGCUGAGAUUGGUUGGAUGGAGAGUAAAUAUAAAAACUUUAAAAAUGCAAAUGUCUAAGGAAUAAUAGAUAUGUUGUGCUUUAACGCUUUAUGGCAGGUUACUAGAGUUUGUACCGCAAGUGUAUGAACAAACAAAUGUAUAAAUCUUAAAUAAAAAAAAAAAUUUUGCACCAAAGUGAGAAAAGUUAACUUCCAAGGUGUGUCUUUCUAUUAUGACCUGUUUCUUAAUGUAUUUACUUAAAAGGAAUGCUGGUGACCCAUCUGAUUCUAAGUGAUUAAUAAAACUUUCUCCAAAUAAAAUCGAUCCACCGGCUGAGCACACAAGUUGAACUGUGAUGCAACGCCCCUUUCUCAGUGUGUGUGUGUAAGUGUGUGUGUUCUGUCUCUUCGAACACACAGGCACUAUGGAUAUGCUCCAGCUUCAUGAACUGUGUACGACCGAUGCAUUCUACAUUGUUUACACUUCUGGGACCAGGCCUUAACCCAAGGUCAUUUUUAGAAACUAAGUGCUGUCUUCCUAUUGCAAAGUAAACUUUGAGGAGAGGUUUUUUUGCUUCAAAACAACAUUGUCUUUGCUAAGUAAAAUGAUCAAGCAAGUGUUUCCACGUGUCCUGAUACCUAUGUAAAAAUUUUUCAGAAUAAAAUAUAUUUGUAUUAUUUGCCAUUCAGAAUAUCCAUCCAUACCCCCAGUCCUCUGUAACAACUAGUGCAGUAGAAAUACACCAGUUUUAUUCUAAA
Molecule: messenger RNA, 2417 nt
Organism: Tachyglossus aculeatus (Australian echidna)
Lineage: Eukaryota; Metazoa; Chordata; Mammalia; Monotremata; Tachyglossidae
Gene: CAPZA1
Product: capping actin protein of muscle Z-line subunit alpha 1
Exons: 10
Coding region: 26-886 (286 amino acids)
Biological process (GO): barbed-end actin filament capping; actin cytoskeleton organization
Cellular component (GO): F-actin capping protein complex; actin cortical patch
Molecular function (GO): actin filament binding
Source: RefSeq, a predicted model, not a curated record